CUUAGGUACUAAACGGGUUGAAAUGCAAAAGAUGCAACUUCACUCCCUCAAAUUACUGGUCUAAGGAUCUUCCAAAGCCCCUUCUGUCCUGAAUGGAGCUGCCCGUUCUGGAUGCAAAAUCCUUGCUGCGUCUCAUUCCCAUGAAUCCUUAUGCCGAAAUCGCGGAAGAGCCUGUGCUACUUCCUUCACUGAGAAACACGAAUUCGAUGUAAACGUGAAGAGAAUCAUUUUCGUUUUCGAAGAAAUGAGAAGUCAAGGGUGUGCAUAACCAUACUCUGGAGGAAAGGCCAUCGGGAGCAAAAGGACAACUUUCGAAUUUGAAGGAAACACAGGGAGUUGUCUCCAUUUGACUUGAGUUUUGUGGAGAGUUAGGGGGAUUGGGAAAGGCUCCGAGGGCAGUAUUUGAAGUUGCAGAGAGAAGUUCAGCGGCACACGAACCCAGAGUCUUGUCGCUUUAGAUUCGGAUAGAAAAGGCUCGAUUGCGUGCCGGGAAUUUUUGUAUUUUUCUCUUUUUUCCAGGGGUAAGAAACACAACCAUGAAGGAGAGCCGAGUGACUGUAAGCGGCUGAGAAGGCGGGUUGCACAGCGCACCAAUCACAGCACGACUCCCUCGUCUAUAUAUACUCCCAGGCCCAGCGUUCUGGGUUGUAGAGUGUGGUGGUCUGUCUUUCCUUGUGUUUUUUUUUUUGAAGUUUUGGUUUUGUUUGUUUGUUUUCACUGUUUGAGACAGAGCGGAGAAGCAUGUCUGAGACUGCGCCCGCCGCCCCGGCUGCUCCGGCCCCCGCGCCGGCUGAGAAGACUCCGGUCAAGAAAAAGGCCAAGAAGCCUGCCGGGUCCGCAGGGGCCCGGCGCAAGGCUGCAGGACCCCCAGUGUCCGAGCUGAUCACUAAGGCGGUGGAAGCCUCCAAAGAGCGCAGCGGCGUAUCCCUGGCUGCCCUUAAGAAGGCGCUGGCGGCCGCCGGCUACGAUGUGGAGAAGAACAACAGCCGCAUCAAGCUGGGGCUCAAGAGUUUGGUGAGCAAAGGCACUUUGGUGCAGACCAAAGGCACCGGUGCUUCCGGCUCCUUCAAGCUCAACAAGAAGGCCUCUGCUGGCGAGGGCAAAGCGAAGGGCAAGAAGACCGCUGCAGCCAAGGCCAAGAAACCUGCUGGUGCUGCGGCCAAGAAGCCCAAGAAGGCGGCAGGGACAGCAGCUGCCAAGAAAAGCGUUAAGAAGACGCCGAAGAAGGUCAAGAAGCCGGCUGCGGUGGGAGCCAAGAAGGCGACCAAGAGCCCCAAGAAGCCCAAAGCCGCUAAGCCGAAGAAAGUGGCCAAGAGUCCGGCUAAGGCCAAGCUGGUCAAGCCCAAGGGAGCUAAGCCUAAGGCAGCGAAGCCGAAGAAGGCAGCGCCAAAGAAAAAGUGAAGGGUGCUACGGGAAAAUUGCGCUUUCAGAAGCCUCAAAGGCUCUUUUCAGAGCCACCCCACGGUCUCCGAGAAAGGGCUAAUAACACUCAGCAUUCCUCUAGGCCGCGCGUCGGGGAAAGGGGAAAGGGGGUGUAGAGAACGCACAUGGCAAUGUGGGGAAAAUGUGCUGGAGAAACACACACUUUAAGCCCUUUUUUCCCCGUGAUGGGGCGGGGCCCUUACUAGGAACGGUUGUAUACACGUUUACCUCCGGAGCUGCAAAUCGCUCUUUGUUUAUAAUGAGACUUCCGUGCCAUCUAGUGUACAUCUUGCGGAGCAGCAGCCCGUUCCACUUCACUGGCAGCGCGGGACCCUCUCGUAGCUCCACACUGGUGUCGGGCUGCUAGCGGGGGGCACUUUUGCAGCCGGCCGCUCGCUUGCCGAGUACUUUGUACUUCCUG
Phascolarctos cinereus (koala) is the source of this 1843-nucleotide messenger RNA. RefSeq names its product histone H1.4-like. Gene Ontology annotation, cellular component: nucleosome. NCBI's taxonomy places the organism in Eukaryota, Metazoa, Chordata, Mammalia, Diprotodontia, Phascolarctidae. Gene Ontology annotation, molecular function: structural constituent of chromatin; DNA binding. Gene Ontology annotation, biological process: nucleosome assembly. The record is from RefSeq and is a predicted model, not a curated record.